Passer montanus (Eurasian tree sparrow) is the source of this 1577-nucleotide messenger RNA. Its product is annotated as fibrinogen-like protein 1. The record is from RefSeq and is a predicted model, not a curated record. The transcript is spliced from 9 exons. NCBI's taxonomy places the organism in Eukaryota, Metazoa, Chordata, Aves, Passeriformes, Passeridae. The coding region runs from base 248 to 1261 and encodes 337 amino acids.
AACAGAUUAAACAGCAAAUGGAAUGCUGAACGGAAAAGCUGUGUUAUUUCCACCUUGCAGGACUUACUGAAAUGAUCCUGGCUGGGUUAAAACAUGAGCCGAAACUCCCACAGGGAGCAUUAGUCUGAGUGAUUCGCAUAAACACUCAAAGUCAGUCUUGGUUGAGCUUCCUAGUCAAGUUGACUUUUAACGGAGAUAAUCUUUCCAGAAGGAGGUCUGAAGAAAGGCAAGUUACAGGUGAUAAGAAAUGAGUGUGAUGAUGCACUGGCUGCUGCUGCUCCUUCUCCUGGUCAGCUUUGCCUCACCUGCACCCAGGUUCUCGGACAAAGAUAUCUGCCUUCUAGACAACAAUAAAUUAAGACAAAGGUUAGAACAUCUUCAAGACUUGCUUUACUUAUAUGAAUUGCAGCUGAAGGACAUACUGGAGAACACUUACCACAGAACGAAAAGUGAACUGUUCUCAGGCAACAGGAGCAUGCAGCAUGAGACACUUUUACCCACAACCAGUGGGAAUUUGAUUGUGUAUGACCAAGAUUGCUCUGCAGUGUAUGGCCGGAAGAGCACCACAAGUGGCUACUACCGGAUCCGGCCCCGAGCAGAGCGAGAGCCCUUCCUGGCAUUCUGUGACAUGUCUGAUGGCGGGGGCUGGACUGUCAUUCAGCGGCGCAGUAACGGCAAGGAGAACUUCAACAGGAAAUGGGAUGAUUACAAACUGGGAUUUGGGAAAUUCCAGGGCAAGAAUGAUGAAUACUGGCUGGGCAAUGACCACAUCCAUGACCUGCUUGCUACAGGAGAGAACUCAUUAAAGAUUGACCUGAUGGACUGGCAUGGGGAAAGACGUUAUGCAAUCUAUGAAAAUUUCCAGCUUGCAAAUGAGCAGGAAAAUUACAGGAUAUGGUUUGGCACCUAUUCUGGUAAUGCUGGCGACGCUCUGUCUGGUGGGAGCAAUUUUGAAGAUCAGUGGUCAGCUUCUCACAGAGGGAUGCAGUUCACCACAUUUGAUAAGGAUCACGAUCAAUUUCUGGCUGGCAACUGUGCAUCAGAGAACAAGGGUGGCUGGUGGUUUAACAGGUGCCAUGCUGUAAACCUCAAUGGGCAAUACUACAAAAGAGGGAGGUACAGUGGACCCCAUGAUGACGGCUUGGUUUGGUCUACAUGGCACGGGAUGUGGUACUCACUGAAAUAUUCAGCCAUGAAAAUCAGGGCUCCAUUCUUUAUCGACAGAGAGAGCGGAGAUGGUGAGAACAGUCAGGGCAGCUGAAACCUGCUGCUUUGGAAAGAGAACAAGCACAGGCUGAAAAGAAUGGUGUAAGUUGAUAGCCAGUGCUCUGCUGCUGCCAAUUGCCAAACCUGCACUUGAUAGCUGGAGUUGCACCUGCUUCUGCUACCUGAAGCUAACAGCACGAGUUGUUUGAGCACAGCCAGAAAAUUUAAUAAAAAACAUAUGGAUCACAGUCACAGGAUAAUGAGAUUUCUUUCUCAGCAGUUUUCAAGACUUUGUUGAAGAUUUGGAAGUUCUCUGGACUUAGAAAGAUCAAGCAUGUCCUUUAAUCAAUCUAUACUUUUUAAGGUCUAAA